Molecule: messenger RNA, 1587 nt
Organism: Fusarium musae
Lineage: Eukaryota; Fungi; Ascomycota; Sordariomycetes; Hypocreales; Nectriaceae
Exons: 1
Coding region: 1-1587 (528 amino acids)
Source: RefSeq, a predicted model, not a curated record
AUGGAGACAGCAAUGCUUCAGCAACUGCUGAAUACCUCCUGGAUCGAGCCAGCCAGCCCUGUGAGCCCUGGUAUUAUCGAACUAUCUGCCAUGGACAGCUUGACAGCACCUGUUUACCCUUCGCCAACAUUAUUCUUUCCCCUCAAGCCGGGUGUAAACCCAUUGGACCUUUAUAGCGAUUGCAAACGGGGUCUCGCGCGUUACUUGUAUCAGCACCCUCAUCUCUGCGGGAAAAUUGUCAAAGAUGAGACAGGACGAAAUUCGAUUGAAAUAUCUCCGGCGCCAUAUGCUGGUGCUCACCUUGUAUACUACGACCAUCGGGAUAACAAGGAAAUGCCUUCAUAUGACGAGUUCAAAAGGUUUGGCUUUCCCUUUGCCGAUGGCAAUAGAGACGGGCUAAGCAAACUUUGCCCCGAGAAUUUCCCAACAGUCCGAACUGGUGACCCUGUUAUCAUCACCCGUUUCAAUGUUAUCAGAGGUGGGAUCGUGCUAACAGUCUCUAUUGCCCACGCAAUAUGCGAUCUGGUUCAAUUCAUAGACUGUAUAAAGUCCUGGGCUACCCAUACGCAAGUUGUUUCCAAUGCUCGGAUGAGAAAUGAGCCAGAGCCUCCACUGCCGGAACAAGUGGCGCCGCAUCUGGUGGAUCGGUCGCCAAUGAAGGCCAACUCACAGAUCGAACAUGAUCUUGAUAGAGUGGCGGCUCGGGCAGCAAAUCUUCCGCAUUGGACAAUGCUUGAUCCUCGGAAGCCAGAGAGUAUAGGUUCAACAUUGGAAAAUCUCUUCACAUCGGCGCGUCUGACAGAUUCUGAUCUCGCCUCCUCAAAUGAAGCUAAGCUCCGUCAACCGUCAGCCAGCGUAUGGAAAUUUCCCAAAUCGUCAAUACGGAUUCUUGAUUUCAUGGCUAAGAAGGGGUCAUCCGGAAAGACAAAGUUGUCGGCAAUCGAUUGCUUAACCGCAUUUACCUGGCAGCGCUUCUUCGAAGCAAAAUGGGCCCCUGAUCAGACUGGUCCAGAGCUUGUGCCUGAAACGACGCGUAUCGUUUAUGUGGGGAGUGUUCGGCCUCGUCUUACACCCCCAUUGCCCCUCAACUACCUGCCAACAUGCGUGGAUCUAUUUCCGGUCACUGCAACAACUAAAGGAUUCUACGCCUGCUCCCCUCGAUCUGUAGCUAAGGUAGCUACCCAGAUUCGCAACAGUAACGACAAUUGGAGUGAGAAAGCAUUCCGCGAGAUGCUGGAAGUGGCACAGAUGCAUCCAUUUAGCCCUGGUAUAGUCCCAAACGGCCCUCUAGACGCUCUCACAACGGAUCACACGCGCCUUGGUACAGCUGUAGCCGAAGAUUGGGGUGCUCUCGGUAGAUGUGAGGCGUAUCGUGAGCCGUAUAUUGGUCGAACGCCUCCACUAGGCGAGAUUACAUUCCUCCCGCGAUGGCAUAGUGGGGAAAUAAGCGUCAUGUUUGCUGGUGAAGCGAUUGUUAUGGAAAGAUUGAGAGAUGAUGAGACGAUGAAUGCUGCUGCUUCUUGCCAGUUCAUCAUGCAUGACUUCCCCAGGACAGCCAAAAAGGUCAAGCGGCCUUCCAGGUUGUAA